Ipomoea triloba (trilobed morning glory) is the source of this 3599-nucleotide messenger RNA. RefSeq names its product trichohyalin. NCBI's taxonomy places the organism in Eukaryota, Viridiplantae, Streptophyta, Magnoliopsida, Solanales, Convolvulaceae. Gene Ontology annotation, biological process: vesicle-mediated transport. The record is from RefSeq and is a predicted model, not a curated record. The transcript is spliced from 7 exons. The coding region runs from base 188 to 3217 and encodes 1009 amino acids. Gene Ontology annotation, cellular component: membrane.
CUAACUUACGCCGCCGCUGCUAACCUGAGCUGCCUUUCCUCUUUCUCCCUUCCUCCUGACAACCAAACCGUUUCCCUCCAUUUCAAUCCAUUCCUCCGUCUUUUGCUCUCCAAGUUUCGUGUCCAUACACUGCGCGUAAUCGAGAUCUCAGAGGACCGUCAGAUGUGCUCGGAGAGAGAUGUGAAGCAUGGCGUCGUCAGCCGCUCUGAAAGCCAAUCUCUCUGCGUCGUCUCCUCUCCAACGCUCUCUGAUAUGUAAUAUCAGGCCCAAAUUCAAGCAUAAGAGAUUAGUUUCUAUUGCAGUAAAUAAAAGAAAAAGCCCAUUCUCAUUGACUGUGAGGUCUGUCUUGGACAGCAAGAAGUCAAUCAUUAAUGGUAAUGGGGCCACUGAGUCUGCAGGGAUUCUUUUGCAAAGGUUGUUUGACCAGAAACAGAAACUAGAAGAACAGAUAGGCAGAGAUCCAAUUCUACCUCAGGUUGCUGAAUUUGGGCAGAACCUUGGCAAGCUUGAGUCUGAUUUGCAGGCUGCUCUGGUAUUCUUGAAGAAGAAGGAAGAGGAUCUACAAGAUGCCGAGAGAAAAGUGCUGCUGGAGUACAACGAAUUAAGUCGUGCAAGAGUGGAGUUAGAAAACCGAGAGGUAGAAAUUGCUGCGGCUAGUUCUAAGCAGGAAAAACUGGAAGAUGAACUACGGCUGGCUAAUCUUUCUCUAGCCUCUAGAGCUAUGGAAAUCGAGGAUCUAAAGUUUCGUCUCAAGGAUAGAGAUCAUGAGAUUGCUGCUGCCCAGAUGGCUUUAUCGUUGAAAGAGGGUGAACUAAACAAAAUGAAGAAUGAUUUGAUAAAGAAGAGCGAGGAAGCUGCCAACGCUGAAUCAGAACUUAGGUCCAAGUCUCAGCUUCUUGAUGAAGCAAAUGGCAUCGUCAACAAACAAAAGGCUGAAAUUCAAGAUCUCCAGAAGAUAAUUCAAGAGAAAGAGAAAGAGUUAGAAGUUUCUUUGAUGAUGCAGAAAACUAAAGAGGAUAAGCUUAAAGUUGCUGAGGCCAAUUUGGAAAAACAGACCAUAAAAUGGCUUGUAGCACAGGAAGAGUUGAAGAAAUUAGCAGAGGCAACAUCAAAGCAUAGUGGUGAAGGACAUGAAACAUUUGAGGAUUUUAAAAGAGUGAGAUUAUUUCUUGCUGAUGUUAGGUCUGAGUUGCUAUCAUCACGGCAAGCCCUGGCUUCUUCAAGGCAGAAAAUGAAAGAUCAGGAAAGACUAUUAGAAGAGCAGCUGAAAGAACUUGAUGAACAAAGAAGAAGUGUCAUGUCUUACAUGUCAAACUUGAAAGAUGUUCAAAUUGAGGUAGACAGUGAGAAGCUGAAGCUUAGGCUGGCCGAGGCUCAAAAAAAAGAACUUGAAAGGGAUUUAUCCCUGGAAAAAGAGCUUGUUCAAGAGUUGCAGAAUGAAUUGAAUAAAGAGAGAUCAUCUCUACAAGAAGCAAUUGAGGAGAUGUCAUCUAUGCAGCGGGAGCUAGACCUAAAGAAGAAACAAUUUGUGGAAGUUCAGAAUCUUCUUCAGUUUAAAGAGUCAGAAUUAGUAGAAGCGAGAUUAGAGAUUCAGCACUUUAAGUCUGAGCAAGCCUCUCUUCAGCUUAUGUUGGAAGAAAAAGAUUCAGAACUAUUAAACACGAGAAAAAUGUUUGAUGAGCUAAAACGGGAGAUCACUGAACUAAGGAUGCUUUUGAAAAGUAAAGAAGACAAACUAAUACAGGCAACAACUGUGCUAAAGGAGAGAGACGAAGAAGUCCAGACAAUGCACCAUGAAUUAACGGACACUAAACUAAAAUUUUCAGAAGCCGAAACCGUUGUUGAGCGCAUCUUGGAGCUGACAAACAAACUGGUUAUUUCCAGUAAGGACGAUCAAUGUGAUUUGUUGACUAAAGUCAGUGACAUUGAUCGGAGCCACUUGCCCCAGCUACUAGAGAAACCUGCAAAUAGUUUUAAGUGGCAGAAAAGGCAUCUCGAAAAUGAGCUUGAGCUUACCAGGGAAAACCUCAGGACUAAAGAUAUGGAAGUUCUUGCAGCACAAAGAUCUCUUAAACUCAAGGAGGAGGAGCUCAAAUUGGCUCUAGAAAAAUUGGAUACUCGAGAGAAGGAACUAAGAAGAAUGAAGGACGAAAUGACAAAGGACAGUGAUGAACUGAAGCAGCUUUACGCUUUGGUGCAGGAAAAAGUCGGUGAAAGCAGCCUAGGAGACCUUGCAGUUGAAAAACUUCAGCUAGAAGCAGCUCAACUCGAAGUUGAAGCUGCAACUAGCGCGCUGCAGAUGCUCUCAGAAAUGAGUCGGGAUCUCCUGAGUAAAGCCUGCUCGAGUCUUGAGGCCGACUAUGCUGGUAACGGUUCACUGCACCAUACCUCUGAAUCUAAUCCGAUUUUAAUCGACAACAGCGAGUGUCUUGCUGAAGUUCAUGCAGAAGUUGCUCAGCUUUCAGCAUUGACAGAGCAGCUUGUACGAGAGGCAGGUAUUGUAGGUAAACCCAGAAGCAUAGAAGAUCGGGCACUGUAUAUUUUGAGAGGGAAUAUGGCGAUACUGUAUGCGUUGGUGGCUCGGGGAUCGGUGGUGCUGGCGGAGUACAGCGCCACGCCGACCAACGCCAGCGCCAUCGCCAGGCAGAUACUGGAGAAGACGCAUGGGGACAGCGACAGCAACGUUUCCUACUCUCAGGAUCGCUAUAUUUUCCACGUCAAACGCACCGAUGGCCUCACCGUCCUCUGUAUGGCCGACGACGUCGCCGGAAGAAGAAUUCCCUUUGCUUUCCUUGAGGACAUUCAUCAAAGAUUUGUGAGGACAUAUGGCAGAGCUGUACUUUCAGCACAAGCAUAUGCUAUGAAUGAUGAAUUCUCCAGAGUCCUCAGCCAACAAAUGGAAUAUUACUCGAAUGAUCCAAAUGCAGACAGAAUAAACAGGCUAAAAGGUGAAAUGAGUCAGGUGCGUAAUGUCAUGAUAGAGAAUAUUGACAAAGUUUUAGACAGAGGAGAUCGUUUGGAGUUGCUUGUUGAUAAAACUGCCACUAUGCAAGGGAACACCCUUCGCUUCAGGAAGCAGGCCCGACGAUUUAGAAGCACUGUAUGGUGGAGAAAUGUGAAGCUCAUAAUUGCGCUGAUAGUCCUUCUCCUGGUGAUAGUUUAUGCCGUUUUGGCCUUCGUCUGUCACGGAAUCACACUCCCAUCUUGUCUGAAGUGAGAAUCAGCAUCUAGUGUACACAACAGCUAUUCCUGGCUCUAUUGAUUGUUUUGCUUGCAUAUGUGCAAAUUUUUAUUUUAUUUUAUCAAUUUCUGCUGAACUUCUUGUGUUCAGAAGAAAGGAGUUAAUGAUUCUUGUUAUUGCAAGGUGUCCAUGGGUGGGGGACUGGGGGUGUGAAGAAAGAAAAGUAUUUUGUGCAUGUAUUUCAGGUUUCAAAAAAAUCUGUAGUAACUGAAAAUGCUAUACAGGCAAUGUGUUAUUAAUCGUCUGGCUUGAUCACUCGACAAGUUGAGUUUGUUAUUCCACGACAGUUGAAUUGCCAAGUUCUUGAACACUUUGUUGAUCUUACUUAUAAGGGUUUAAUUGUAGAUGAUUGUAUUCA